Messenger RNA from Pelagomonas calceolata, 483 nucleotides. The record is from the annotation of a GenBank genome assembly. NCBI's taxonomy places the organism in Eukaryota, Pelagophyceae, Pelagomonadales, Pelagomonadaceae.
AGGCAUACAAACUUACAGGUACAGGCCCGCGCGGCGCUUGUGCCGCUAAAGCGGGGGGUCGGCGAGCUACUCGUCGUAGAUCUCAUCGACGGCGCCGUCGAUGAGCAUGGCCGCUGCCAUCAGCGGCGACGACGCGAAGGUCUUCCACUGGUCGGAAGAUCCCCGCGCGAUAACAUGCAUGACGCUCGACGGCGUCGCGUCGGACGAGCGCCGCCGUGCGUACUUGCGCCGCCGUGCGUCCGUACCGUGAUGCGGAACGUCCAUAGAAGGCGUCGCCCUCGGCGCCUCGCGCGCUGUGCUCCAAUCGAUGAUCGACGGCAUCGCUGGAGGAGGAUGUGCCUCCUUGCAUCCCAAAAUCGCGUCCAGUCUCGGCAAUUGUUGCAGCGUCGGAGUUACGACAGCUGCGGGCCGCGUUGCGGGUGGCGUAUUCAUCUUUUUGCGCCGUCGCUCGGCUCGAGAAGCACGGCACGCGACCAGCGCCGA